Erigeron canadensis is the source of this 1707-nucleotide messenger RNA. RefSeq names its product F-box protein At2g02240-like. Lineage: Eukaryota; Viridiplantae; Streptophyta; Magnoliopsida; Asterales; Asteraceae. The transcript is spliced from 3 exons. Gene Ontology annotation, molecular function: protein binding. The record is from RefSeq and is a predicted model, not a curated record. Bases 219 to 1094 code for a protein of 291 amino acids.
UUUCAGCUUUUCCUUACACUAAGCCAAAAACGUCCAAAGUUUGCUAUUUUGGAUGACGGUGGCACUCACCAAUCAUAACAACACUCGUAUACUGUUACCCAAGAUACACCCCAGAUCUCUCUCUAAGUCUCUAUACAGAUAAAUACAUAUAUAAUAUAUUAAUAUAUCUAUAUCAAUCCAUAUACGGUUCUUUGUAUGAAAAAAAAAAAAAAAAAAUCAUGCCUAUUGAUGGAUGUGGUGGUUCAUGGGUAACGAAGGAGAACCCGACAAAUUUAGUGUUAUUAACAGAAGGAUGUGUGUCAUACAUUUUAUCACUCACAUCACCGCGUGAUGCAUGUAGAGCAUCAUCUAUAUGUAGAGGUUUUAAGGUGUUUGCAAAUUCAGAUGCUGUGUGGGAAAGGUUUUUGCCUGAUGAUUAUAUGGAUAUACUUUCUCGCUCUGUUUCACCUGUUGUUUAUGCUUCUAAGAAAGACUUGUAUUUUCAAUUAUGUGAUUCUCAUCUUCUUCUUGAUGAUGGCAACAUGAGCUUCUCCCUAAAUAAACAGAACGGGAAAAAAUGUUUUAUGCUAGGAGCAAAGGCACUUUCAAUUGCGUGGCAAGACACUUUAGUGUUCUGGAGAUGGAGAUCUUUGCCUGAAUCAAGGUUCCCAAAGGUAGCUGAGCUUUUAGCUGUUUGUUGGCUUGAAAUUAAAGGCAAGUUCAAAACACUGAUGCUAUCAUCAGAGACUACUUAUGCAGCAUUUCUUGUGUACAACAUUAGAGCGGUCUCACACGGGCUUGAAUUCCCAGCAAAGACAUUAGAUAGACAUGAUGUUGGUGGAAUGGAAGUAGAAGAUGCAGGUGAAGAUCUGGAUAUGACUGUUGUUUACUUAAAACCACCAAAAACAGGUCAGAAUUUGCAGAAUUCUGUACAGACAGAAGUAAUAGGUGCGGUUCCAUGGAGACGGGCAGAUGGGUGGAUGGAGGUUGAAUUAGGUAAGUUCUACAAUGAUAAGACAGGUGGUGAAGUGGACAUGAGGUUUAUGGAGACACGUGAACUACACUGGAAAUCUGGGCUUAUUAUUGAAGGUAUUGAUAUUCGUCCAACAGAUUGAGAAUACCGUGACCCUAUAUGACAUGGUAGCAGCAAUAGUUGUUUCAAGUUAAUUGCAUCAUACAGAUUAUAAACUUGCCCUUGGGGUGUUCAUUUCUCUAUUAAUGUAUUACGACGGGUAAGUUCCGCCAUUGACAAGUCAUACACGUCAAGACGUGAUAAAAGGAGCCUGAAGCCGCGGUCACAUCAUCUUUGGAGUUUGGGUAGAAGAAUGGUUGGUAUGCAGUGCCCCUGCCCUAAGAGGGCUGUGCCAGUAUUUGUUUAACUGACUUGACUACCAGUUUUAAGACCAUUAAGUUAUACCUGCAAAUCUGCAAUCCAGCUUUCAAAAUUCUAAAUGGGUUUUCAAGACAACGAAUUGCAGUCUUGUAAUGCUCAUGAAGGAAAGCUUACAUGUUUUAUCCUCUGUUUUAGAAAAUGACCUUCCUCUAUUAAUUCUAUUGGGGCCAUCUUGUCACCUUGUUGUACCCUCUGAAAGAGGAUUGCUUUGAAAGGGUACUUUACUUUUGGGGGUGUUUGGAUUUAUUGUUGAAAUUGUUAUUGCGACAAAUGCUACAGCGCUUACUAUAUGCAAACAUUUAAGUAAAAUCAAAUAUUACAAUUAGAUUUACAUA